AUGCAUUCUUCCAUCCUCACUUUCGCCCUCCUUACCACUCCCAUUUACGCCGCCACUAGUGCGCGCGUCUGGGCACACUUCUACCCCAGCUGCCCUGGGGAGCCUUUUUCGGACCUUGCCACCUACGAAAACUAUGAAGAAACCGCCCCAUCCAUCGACAUCAAAGUUGGCGAAUGCACCAACAUUGGUGUCCCAUCCUACGAGCACAACCUCGUCAGUGCCAUUUCCGUGGACGCAGAGCUGCUCUCCCGCGAACACAACAAUUAUUUUUCAUCUGACAGCACAAAUUGCAAUAUCACCGUACACGAAGUCCCCGAGUGCGUCGAGCCACCUCUAAUUGUCAAGGAGAUUCGCAACGGCGUUGAAGUCAGCGAAUGUGAGCCCCGUCGAUUUGCUGCCUUCAGCGAGGUGUGGUUGCAGCUGGUCUGCGACAACGCUGGCACGGAGUCUCUCGAGAACCAGAGCGAAGAUAUCCCGCGCAUCGAGGAGACUGCCAAGAUUCAACAGGCCAGCAAUGUCCAGACUCCCGGCUCCAACUCAAACUCAUGGCACGUGGCGCAGUCCGCCCAGUCUGAGCGCGAGCCUGAGCAGGAAGGUCGUGUUAACAAUGCUGGCCAUGCUGAGAGCGAGAACAUGGUGCUCGGCAUCAUGGAGAAGCUUGCGCAGAAGCACUCGCACUUUGUUUCGGGUAAGCAUCAUGCUACCCAGAGCAAUGUGUCGCAUCACAAUGGCACUGCCCCGGGCAACCACACUAUGUCGCGGAGGAAGUUGUCUGUCCUGCGCAACCGGUCCAAUCGGUUGUAUUAA
This is a messenger RNA of Penicillium atrosanguineum, 807 nucleotides long. RefSeq lists its product as uncharacterized. The transcript has a single exon. The record is from RefSeq and is a predicted model, not a curated record. The coding region runs from base 1 to 807 and encodes 268 amino acids. Lineage: Eukaryota; Fungi; Ascomycota; Eurotiomycetes; Eurotiales; Aspergillaceae.